CGCCAUCUCGCCUCGCCGUGCAUCUGCUCCCCUGCUUGGCUUUGCCACGGACGGUGAACAACAAUUUCCGGGUCUGGCAGCUCGACUGUGCCGCGCCACGCACGUUGCUCAAAACAGGCCAUUUGGGUAGGAGCCGUGAUAACAAAGCGCAACUGCCGGCAGCAGCUUUUCAAUAGUUACCAUGAUGGCGGGAGAAAUUCGUCCCAAUUCGUGAAAUUGGCCGGUUCCCAGAUGCUGGGGGUAGCAGAAGGAAUUCCGAGAACCCCGGAUGCCACGAGGGAGCGGGUCCUUAUUAUGCACCUCGCUUCCUUCUCCCGAACUUCCCAUCGAUCGACACUCCUCUCGCCGUGAUCGACCGACACACCACCAUGAAGGCCGCCGCAAUCUUCGGGACUGCCCUCCUGGCCGCCGCGGCCCACGCCGGUGUGGUGCUGCCCCGGCAGGACACCACCACCGACUACAAUGACGGCCUCACCCCGUCCGAGGACCUGAACGAGCUCAUCGAGCAGGCCAAGGCUCAGGUCAUUCAGAAUGUCACUGAGACGGAGCAGCAGCUUCGCAAACGCGGCCAGACCCCCCGCUGCACCGUCAAGAACCUCGUCUUUCGCCGGGAGUACGGCUCGCUGUCCAAGAGUGAGCGGCUCGCCUACGUCAAUGCUGUCAAGUGUCUGCAGAGCAAGCCUCCGCGAACCCCUGCCAGCGUCGCCCCCGGUGCCAAGUCCCGGUUCGACGACUUUGUCGUGACGCACAUCCAGCAGACGCUCUCGAUCCACUACUCGGGCAUCUUCCAGCCAUGGCACCGCUGGUUCGUCUACCAGUACGAGAAGGCCCUGCGUGACGAGUGCGGCUACACGGGCUACCAGCCGUACUGGGACUGGCCCAAGUACGCCCGCGCGCCCCAGGACUCGCCCCUUUUCAACGGCGACCCGUAUAGCCUGGGCGGCAACGGCGAGUACAUCCCGCAUGAGGGUCCCAUCAUCGUCCCUCCCCCCGGCGUCGGCGGCGACAACAUCUCGCUCCCCGCCGGCGAAGGCGGCGGCUUCGUCAAGACCGGUCCCUUCGCCAACAUGGUUGUCAACCUCGGUCCCGUCGGCGGGCUGGCCGACACUGCUCCCGGCCCGAUGGGCGGUCUGGGCCACAACCCGCGCGGUCUCAAACGCGACCUGGGCGGCGCCAUGAACAUGCGCUACGCCAAUUACACCACCGUCCUGCGCAUGCUGCUCCAGCCCAACGUCGACCAGUACCGCAUCGUCUCGGAGGGCGUCCCAUACACGCCCGAGAUCGGCCCCCACGGCGGCAUCCACUACACCAUUGGCGGUGACCCGGGCGGUGAUCUCUUCACCUCGCCCGGCGACCCGGCGUUCUGGGUCCACCACUCCCAGAUGGACCGCAUUUGGGCCAUGUGGCAAGCUCUCGGCUUGGAUGGCAAGCGCUACACCGAUCUCGGCUCCGGUUCGUAUGCCCACCGCACCUGGGAGAACAACCCCCCGUCGCCCCUGGCCGAGCUCACCGACGUGAUUGACAUGGGCUACGCUGCCCCCUCGACCACUAUCGGCGAGGUCAUGUCGACCACGGGAGGGGAGUUUUGCUAUUUUUACCUCUAAACGGAUAGGGCGUUGAUGUAUAUACUUCUCAGUACGUGUUAGCUAGGUGGUUGCAUUAUAGUCGAGCUUAAUCGACGCACAACUACAAUGUUUCCU
Parathielavia appendiculata is the source of this 1700-nucleotide messenger RNA. RefSeq names its product tyrosinase-like protein. Lineage: Eukaryota; Fungi; Ascomycota; Sordariomycetes; Sordariales; Chaetomiaceae. The coding region runs from base 369 to 1604 and encodes 411 amino acids. The transcript has 2 exons. The record is from RefSeq and is a predicted model, not a curated record. Gene Ontology annotation, molecular function: oxidoreductase activity.